Messenger RNA from Polistes canadensis, 3185 nucleotides. RefSeq names its product sodium-coupled monocarboxylate transporter 1. Gene Ontology annotation, molecular function: symporter activity. NCBI's taxonomy places the organism in Eukaryota, Metazoa, Arthropoda, Insecta, Hymenoptera, Vespidae. Gene Ontology annotation, biological process: transmembrane transport; sodium ion transport. The transcript has 9 exons. Bases 424 to 2295 code for a protein of 623 amino acids. The record is from RefSeq and is a predicted model, not a curated record. Gene Ontology annotation, cellular component: membrane.
AAACGACCAGUCUUAAAACCGUUCUCAGUUUAAUCCGCUCGACACCCGCGACUCCGAACGCGUUUCGCGGUUUAUUCCUUUUUCCUUCUUCCUUUACUUCUCGCUAAAUUAUGAACGUCCGAUCUAUCCCUAGGAGAUUAGAAUAUCCUUCGUUGUUUUAACCAAAGCGUUAGAAUGCGCCAUCAUUAAUCGUUUCGUUGACAAAAAUUAAAGUUACAAAUUUUGACCGAAAGUUCCUAUUUCGUAUACAUAUAUGCGUUACGUCAGGAAAACGAGCAAGAUCAUACAAUUGCAAUUUCGUACGUUUUUACUCGGCACGCGCGAUUCAAAUCCUUCCGCGUUUAUCCUCGCGUAAACUGAAUCGACGAAUUUGGAGCUGAUUCGUUGCUCCUUCUUCUUGACAGGCAAAAGAGAUUAAACAAAAUGCGACCACGGCUGUUCGUGCUGUUUUUCUUUCUGUCGGCUUCCUCGGCGGAGCAACGACGAGUCGUAGAGGAGGAGAAUUGCGAGGAAGAUCGACCCUUUUUACUCCAUUACUUUUCCUGGGCCGAUUACGCGGUACUCUGCUCGAUGCUACUCAUCUCCUGCAUGAUAGGCACCUUCUACGGUUUCUUUGCGAAGAAACAAGAAACCAGCGAGGAUUUUCUUCUCGGGGGUUCCACCAUGGGUACCUUUCCUAUGGCCAUGUCUCUAGCCGCGAGUUUUAUCACGGCCAUCGAACUUCUUGGAAAUCCUGCCGAGAUGUACACUCAGGGUACUCAGUUUUGGAUGACGUGCCUGGCUUUUAUUUUAGUGGUACCGAUCACUUCUUAUCUCUAUUUGCCAGUUUAUAUGAAGCUCAGAUUGACCUCCAGCUACGAGUACUUGAAUUUACGCUUCGAUCGACAUUGUAGAUUACUUGCAAGCGGAUUAUACAUGCUUCAAAUGAUUUUUUAUACGUCCGUUGCUGUCUACGCACCGGCGUUAGCUCUAAGUCACGUCACAGGCCUUAAUACUUACAUAGCUGUUACUCUAGUCUAUUUUGUCUGCAUAUUUUACGCCUCGCAGGGUGGUAUGAAGGCGGUCAUAAUGGCCGACACGUUUCAAGCAGCCGUUCUCCUAGGAUCUCUCUUCCUCAUAGUCGGCUUAGGCAUCUUUUGGGCAGGCGGAAUUUCAUUGGUCUGGGAAGACAAUCGAAUAAGCGGAAGGAUAGAGGUCUUCAAUAUGGAUCCAAGUCCAACGGUACGACACAGCUUCUGGAGCGUCGUCGUUGGGGGUACUUUCUACUGGACCACCAUGUAUUGCAGUAAUCAGGCUUCCGUCCAAAAAUAUCUCAGCGUUUCAAGCAUCUCUCAAGCCAGAACGGCUUUGUGGGUUUCCAGUUUCGGAAUGAUCAUAAUAUAUACGAUCAAUUUUUUAACGGGCAUGGUACUUUAUAGCGUUUACAAAGACUGCGAUCCGCUUUCGGCCCAUUACAUAAGCAGCUCCGAUCAAAUACUGCCCCUAUACGUGAUGAAUUUUUUGGGAAGCCUUCGCGGUAUGCCCGGUUUCUUCGUCGCUGGUAUCUUUGCAGCAUCUUUGGGAACGGUCGCAAGUGCUUUGAACUCUUUGGCUGCGAUCACGUGCGAAGACGUUCUGCAAGGACUAUUCAAGAUGGAAUUACCCGGCCGCAAGGGAGCAAUUUACGCCAGAUGGAUCAGUAUAUUUUUUGGCGUCCUUAGUUUCGCUCUCGUCUUCGUCGUGGAACAACUCGGCAGCGUUCUCCAGGUGGCUUUGUCGUUCAAUGGUAUGGUGGGCGGAGUUACCCUGGGAUUAUUCUCUUUGGGCAUGUUCGUACCGUGGGCUAACGCCAAGGGGGCCAUGUUAGGGGCAAUUACCAGCCUCCUGAUAAUUCUGUGGAUCGGUUUAGGAGCUCAAGUAGCGAUUAUCAAUGGUCACAUUAAUCUCGAGAAUAAAGCUCUCUCGAUAAAGGACUGUCUCUGCUUAAACGACACGGCGGCCGAGCCGACAAUCGCAGCGACGAGUCUUACGGAGGAAAACGAAUAUUACGAGAUUUCUUCCAUUUAUAGGACGAGCUAUCUUUGGUACAGCGCUAUCGGUUUUAUCCUGACGUUGGUACUGGGUUUCGCGAUCAGUCUCCUAACCGGCUUACAAAAUCCGGCCGAACUCGAUCAAGAUCUUCUCAGUCCCCCGGUAGCAGCCAUAAUUCGUUUUCGAACGAAGAGACGAGCGAACAGGAACAACGUUCAAGGGGUUGUAAACUUUGGCCUGGAACUCGACGACGAGAAAGCGAACGCUCGAAAAAGUCCAAAGUGAUUGUCUCGUUAAGAACUUUAAUGCAUACGUUACGAUCUUACGCGUGUACAGAUAUUAUUUAUAGAGAUUUUCUUGAUCGCGAAACACAGUCAGCUGGAUUGCGUUGGAUCUGUAUCGCGCAAGAUUUUACCAAUUUAUCGAGUUAUAACUCGUUAUAACCCGAAAGAUCUAAUUAAUUCUUGCGAUAACGUUAAAAAAUAAGUGUAUCAUCUAACAAAUAGACUAUAUCUUCAAACGAAACGGUUGUACGAAUAGAUUUAAGUCGAUCGAUCGUUUCUUCAGCUUUUGACAGCUACUUUAAUAUUAUUAUAUUUUUCGCUGACUAAUUUCGUCGUUGUAUUGCUAUUAUUAUUAUUAUUACAUAUGAUUACUCUGUUAUAGUUAUUAUUAUCAUCGGUGUUAUUUAAAAUGUCUUGCCAAGCAGGAUGCAUUUUUUUUCGUGUAAACUCAAAUUGCAUGGUCGACGUUGCAUCGUUGAGGUUCGUCGUGAAAAAAAAACUACCGAUAAAAUUUCCUUACAUUUUCUUUUUAUUUUCGCUGAAAAGUUUUAUUCUUUCUGCGAGAAAAAGAGAACGUGAUUUAUAUUGCAGCGUGUUUGAAUAUUUUACAAAGCGGUAAGGCGCAAGCUUCCUCCUCCUACCCUCUUUGUAUAAUUGUACAUUUGAUAUCGAAAAAAAUAGAAAUUUCAUGAUCAGUUUUUAAGACUACAUACUUUUAUGUCAAACAAAUGGACUAAGGGAAAACAAAAAUUACAAGUAUUAAAGGGUAGACUUUGCUUGUCCAUUGAUGGAUUUUUUCUUUUAUCUUAAUGAUUUUAUUUAAUGAACGAGUUUGAAACUGUCAAGAUUUGUUGAUGUACGUUAGUUUGUUGAAUAAAUGUACGAUCAAGA